This is a messenger RNA of Oxyura jamaicensis (ruddy duck), 982 nucleotides long. RefSeq names its product interleukin-17B-like. Gene Ontology annotation, cellular component: extracellular region. Gene Ontology annotation, biological process: inflammatory response. The transcript has 2 exons. The record is from RefSeq and is a predicted model, not a curated record. Gene Ontology annotation, molecular function: cytokine activity. Bases 23 to 541 code for a protein of 172 amino acids. NCBI's taxonomy places the organism in Eukaryota, Metazoa, Chordata, Aves, Anseriformes, Anatidae.
CCUCUGCAUCUUCACCUUUGCCAUGGUCCUGGUGCCAGAAGCCAAAGACCAAAGCAAGGCAGCCAAGGGGAGGAGAAGGGGCCCAGCGCGGCCUUCCACGGCCGCCCCCACCCUGGCCUGGACCCCAGCCGACCCCUACACCCCCAUGGAGGACUACGAGCACAGCAUCCAGGACAUGGUGCGCCAACUGAGGAACAGCUCUGAGCCAGGCGACACCAAGUGCCAGGUCAACCUGCAGCUCUGGAGGUCUAACCGGAGGAGCCUGUCCCCCUGGGUCUACAGCAUAAACCAUGAUGCAACACGGAUCCCAGCAGACAUCCCCGAGGCCCGGUGCCUCUGCACCGGCUGCAUCAACCCCUUCACGAUGCAGGAGGACCGCACCAUGGCAAGCAUCCCCAUCUACAGCCGGCUGCCUGUCCGCCGGCUGCUCUGCCAGGUGCCAGGUGAGGUGGGGCACAAGCCCUCUGGGAGGAAGAAGUGUCACAAGAAGUACCAGAUGGUCAUGGAGACCAUCGCCGUGGGCUGCACCUGCAUCUUCUAAGCCUGCAGAGCUAACCAUAACAGCUCCUCAUGGGCAUCUAACCAGGUUGCUCUUGCUUCCCGAGCAUCACCAGGGCAAGGAACGAGUCUGCACAAGGAGAAUGCAGUUGCAUAGCUCCAAGGGCUCCCUGAAAUUCCCUUCUGGGCUCUGCCAGCCUCAGCCCAAGAGCCACUCUGGGGACAUGCAGCACUGGGGCAGCCCCUGCAAGCAACCCAGCCACGCAGCCCUGCCUCCAGCCUCACCACGAGCCCUCUAACCUUUAGGGAAGGGCCAAGGAGGAGGGUCCUUGCCCACCACCCCCAGCCCCAGGCUGUGGAGUGGGUGCUCACCCCGUGCACAAACUGGGGGCUUGGCUGGGGAGGCUGGGGCAGCUUUUGAGAUCCUCAAUAAAGCUCAUCUCUGGCCCCUGUCUGAGCCGCUCCAUGCGCUGCCGGCAGGAGG